Molecule: messenger RNA, 1742 nt
Organism: Polistes canadensis
Lineage: Eukaryota; Metazoa; Arthropoda; Insecta; Hymenoptera; Vespidae
Product: protein PRRC1-like
Exons: 5
Coding region: 156-1265 (369 amino acids)
Biological process (GO): activation of protein kinase A activity
Cellular component (GO): cytoplasm
Molecular function (GO): protein kinase A regulatory subunit binding
Source: RefSeq, a predicted model, not a curated record
AUUUUAUUAUUUCGUGGAAGCUUAGCAGCGCCACGUAUCACGUGGCAACCAUUGAAAAUUCUUUUAUUGCUCACUGAAUAUAUAUCAUCGAAAAUUCACAAUAAAAUUUAAGACAAAUUUAACGAAUAAUCAAAAAUUGUUGAAAUUUAUUCAAAAUGACAGACGAAUCUAACGGAGAAUCUACGUUCGAGUUUGUAGAAAAAAAAUCGGACGAAAUUUCAGUACCUGGAGAGAUUGUUAAAACUGAUUCAUUUUGCAGUUUAUCAUCAUCAACAUCUCUUUUAACACCCUUGGGUGUUUCUACGUCAACAGGAAAUUUAUUUUCAAACUUAGCACCGCCAGCAGCAUUGCCUAGUUUUGUUUCACAUCCUGUUGCGGUUUCUUUAGAUAAAAAUCUUCAAAAUACAAAUGUAUCUGUAUUAAAGCAAAAUGAAUUGGUCAAGAAACCACUUGUAUCUCAUACUUCUAUGGAAAGUAAACAAGAAUAUCCAAUUACUUCACCAUCAGAAGUAUCAACAAAUCCACCUACUGAAGUGGUAGAAACGCAAUUGCAAGAUUCAGGAAUGGUUGGUAGUGGUUUGCUCUCUUGGGUAAAAGAGACUGUAGUAAUUAGCAAUGUUUUAAGCAAAGUCGCUGAGAAGGCAAAAAAUAGUGUCAAUACCAUGAUCACAACAUUAGAUCCACAGAUGCAUUCAGGCGGUGAUAUAGAAGUCGUAGUUGCUUCAGAUAAGGAUGCAAAAAUAAGUCCUGUACGCCAAGCAUUUCAAGCAGUGUUUGGUAAAGCAACAGUUACUGGUGUACCUGUGGAUUGUACUGCCAUAGCUGCUCAACCAGUUGGUUUUGCUGCUGGUGUGAAAGGUGCCGAGGAGAGAAUCAAUUCAGCACGCAACAAUUCAUUUUUGCCAAAAGAUAUACCUAUUAUUGCGAUAGAAAAUUUUUUACUUGAAAUAGGGGAAGACAAAUGGUACGAUUUAGGAGUGAUUCUUCUUAAUGAUCCUAAAAACAAUGUAAAUCUUCAAACGUUUACUCAAAUGACUCCAGUACCUAGUCAAAUAGUUUUGCUAGCACAACAAGAUACACCAGAAGAUUAUCCUCUCAAAUGGUCUGGAUUAUCAGUCACAAUUGGCAGUUUAAUGGCGAACAAUUUACAAGUUUCUCACAACGAAUGGCAUCAUGCAUUAACUGGAGUUUCAAGAAGAGAUUUGAUAUUUUUAGCAGUUCAAUCUCUAGCUGGAAUUUAUAAAACUACGAUAAAUCCAGUGUAAUAUUUGAUGAAUCAAUACCAUCGAAAAAUAAUGUGUUUUGUAAAUAUAAUUAUAUUAAUACAAAAGAUAACAAAUAAGGUUUAGAUUGCUAAAUAAAAAGAAAAAUAUCGGACGUAAGUUCGACGAAGAUAAAAUAUCUAUGUACAAUGAAAGAACAGUGAUCUGUGUAAAAAUUAAUAUCAGUAUAUAUAAUUAUUUAAUAUUUUAAGAAAAUUUAAAAAAUAAAUAAAUCAACUAAUAAGAUAUUAAUCUUAUCUUUAGUUUAUAUUCAUACGAAGAUACCUAAAAAUGUAUCACCUAAAAUAUUAUUAUUGUUCAGGAAUAAAACUUCAAACCUCAUAGGACAUUAUGAGAUGGAUUUAAAGUUAUGUUAGAAAAUUAGUAUUUUUCUUUUUUAUAAUUUUUUGUUUAAUCUUUUUAUAUUGUUCAUGUUCGGAAAGAUUACAGUAUUGUUGCGAUUUCAUGAUCAUUGGUAAA